This is a messenger RNA of Cornus florida, 782 nucleotides long. RefSeq names its product large ribosomal subunit protein eL21z/eL21y. Gene Ontology annotation, biological process: translation. Gene Ontology annotation, molecular function: structural constituent of ribosome. The transcript is spliced from 2 exons. Bases 102 to 596 code for a protein of 164 amino acids. NCBI's taxonomy places the organism in Eukaryota, Viridiplantae, Streptophyta, Magnoliopsida, Cornales, Cornaceae. The record is from RefSeq and is a predicted model, not a curated record. Gene Ontology annotation, cellular component: cytosolic large ribosomal subunit; ribosome.
CAGCCACAGCUAUAAAAGCGAUUUAUAAACAAAGCUAGGGUUUUACCGUCCUUGGCAUAGAGUUUUAGAAACAGAGAGUUUUAGAGAGAGAAAGUGAGAAGAUGCCGGCUGGCCAUGGACUCCGAUCUAGGACUAGAGACUCGUUCUCUAGGGGCUUUCGCAAGAAGGGUACCAUACAUCUCACUACAUACCUGAGGACCUACCACACCGGAGACUAUGUCGAUAUCAAGGUAAAUGGUGCCAUUCACAAGGGUAUGCCCCACAAGUUCUACCAUGGACGCACUGGCCAGGUCUGGAACGUCACCAAGCGUGCCAUCGGCGUCGAAGUUAACAAGCAGGUCGGAAACAGGAUAAUCAAGAAGAGGAUUCACGUCCGUGUGGAGCACGUGCAGCCCUCUAGGUGCACUGAGGAAUUUAAAUUAAGGAAGAAGAAGAAUGAUCAACUGAAGGCAGAGGCAAAGGCAAAAGGUGAGGUCAUUAGCACAAAGAGGCAGCCAGAGGGCCCUAAACCAGGUUUCAUGGUUGAAGGGCACAUCUUGGAAACUGUUACUCCAAUCCCCUAUGAUGUCGUCAAUGAUCUCAAGGGUGGAUACUAGAUUAACUUGUUCUGGGUUUCUUUUUUGCUUUAUGGGUUGUUGGACAUCUGAAGUGAUUUGAUCUAGCAUAUUUAUAUGAAUGUUUUCUUCUCUGCUCGUUGCUGAGCUUAUGUUCCAAGAUAUUAUUAGCUAAGGACACAGUUUGCUCAAAUUUUGUGUUAAAUGAAGAGUUAUUUUCUUUUGAAA